Kogia breviceps (pygmy sperm whale) is the source of this 992-nucleotide messenger RNA. The record is from RefSeq and is a predicted model, not a curated record. NCBI's taxonomy places the organism in Eukaryota, Metazoa, Chordata, Mammalia, Artiodactyla, Physeteridae.
AUGGACAUCAGCAGAUUAGCUCCCAGUGUCGUGAUGAUCUUCCGCAGAGCCUCCUGCCCCCAGGGAAAUGCGCACACAGUGGCCAGGACAGGGUCUGGCUCGCGCGAGGCAAUAUUUGUGUGGCUGAGAGCCGGACACGUCAUACAGUCCACCUUGAAAUCUCGCAAGUGCCGAGAGACUUAUCCCCAUUUCACAGCCCUGCAAGGAGCCACAGGCCUGAGUGUGCAGCAGGCACCCAAGUUGCUGCAGGUGAGGCAGGACAGCCAGGUGACCUUGGCCUGCCAGGUGGUGCAGGCCCAGGCCUGGGAGCGGCUACACGUCGAAUGGACCAAGGAUGGUGACAUCUUGUGCCAGACACACAUCAUCAAUGGCAGUCUCACCGUGGGUGUCUGCGGACCUUGGGGCCGGAUCUCCUGGCAGCCACCUGGCAAUCUCACCCUGCAGCUGGACCACGUGAGCCUCAGUGACAGUGGGCUCUACGUGUGCUGGGCGACCGUGGAGAUCCCUGAUUUGGAGGAGGCCCAGGGCAAUGGGACGCAGCUCCUGGUGGAGACAGAUGGCGGGCUACUGAACCGGAGCUUCCCAGGGCUCUCCUUCCCACUGCUGGUGACUGGGGCCGUGGCCGUGGCCGUGGCCGUGGCCGCUUUCGCUCUGGGCGCCUGGAUCUGGGGCCGCCGCCGCUGCCGGAAUAGAGACGCAGGGAAUCCAAUCUACAGCAAUGCCCUAUACAAGCCCCAGAGGGCCCCAAGGAAGACUGAGGCAUGGCCUGUGUAGGGGAAGGUGCUGGACAUCUCCAGCAAGAAUCAGAAGGGCCAAAGCUUCUAUUCGAUCUCUUUCCCCUGGCCCCACACCCCCAAGCGGCCUCUGGCCUCCAAAUCUUCCUCCAGCCCCAGGCCCAGUCACCCCAUCUCUACAGUUGGAGUCUCUCCUGGCCUAGGCUUCUCUGGGCAGCCAAGGCCAAGAGGAUUCCUUGAAGUGAGAAGACGAAUCAG